This is a messenger RNA of Procambarus clarkii (red swamp crayfish), 1108 nucleotides long. Lineage: Eukaryota; Metazoa; Arthropoda; Malacostraca; Decapoda; Cambaridae. The record is from RefSeq and is a predicted model, not a curated record.
AUGUUGCCACCUGCCAUCAUUUACCUGCCAUAUAGCUGCCAGAAGCAGCAGCAGCAUCCAGCGAGCCCCCGACUGACACACACACUCUCUCUUGUCCCGCAGGUGAAGAUCUGGUUCCAGAACCGCCGCACCAAGUGGAAGAAACAGGACGGCAUCACCAACGCUGAGGCCAACGAGCACAAGAACGCCGCCACGGGCAAAAAUAAGCGAGGCACGGCUUCGACCCCCACCACGCCCGGUGCAGACCACGCCAAGAGUGCGGUGACGGAGGGCGCCGUCAACCCCCCCACCGGCAGCGACGCCGGCAGCGCCCCCACCAGCCCCUCACAGUUGAGUAACGGAGCUACGAGCGACCUGUCGAGCAGCGACGAGACAUCACGUGGGGAGGCGGCCCUGGGCCCCUCCCCACGGCCGGACCUGCCUCAGGACACCCUCCCCGACCACACCCCCGGCAAGCCGGACCCCAUCACCACACCCACCGCCAUCACCUUCAACGACCACAUUGUCAUCAAGGAGGUCGUCCCGACGACCGUCAGCCUCAACUACAAAAGCCUAACAGCGACGACGCCGAGGCCCCCUGUCGGCGCCCUCAUCAAACCCAUACCGACCCACUCCCCACCCAAGGCACUGCUAGGCACCACUAUGAACAAAGCCCACACUGUGAGUGGUGCCGCUACCUCCCCGCCCCAGCCCCUCCUCCCCAGAGGCUCCCCGACCACUGUUCCCCUGGGAAUGUUCACUGUGAACAGUUCUUCAUCUCACCCCGCCUCGCCCCCCACCACCACCACAGAGAGAACGCUCCCACAGGAAACGCCACAGCGGGACAAAGUACUAGAAAAUGGGAAGCUGCGCAGUGAGGGUGAAGAGAUAUCGUCCUGAUGAACACCUUCCGCCAGUCGUCGCUGUUGACACACUCAGUUAUGCUCUAAGUGAAGAUAUCCUCCGUCACUGUCCUUCCUUUGACACCCUGGCCUCCUCCAGUCGCAAUUAGAUGCUGUGUGGCUGUGGUGGGCCUGGCUGUGGUGGGCCUGGCUGUGGUGGGGCCUGGCUGUGGUGAGGCCUGGCUGCGGUGAGGCCUGGCUGUGGUGAGGCCUGGCUGUGGUGGGGC